GCAUAUAUAUGAAUUAAAGAUGAAAUUCCUUAAAAAAAAAAGAGACGAGCUGGCUUUGAACCCGCAACCUGUAGGUUAAAACUCGACUGGUCUAACCAGUCAAGACGAAUGACAGGUUAUGCAUUGGAUUGUGCUCGAACAGUUUUUAACUAUCUCACUCGGGGUGUACGCAAAAAAUAUCCAAACUUUUGCAUCUCAGUCACGCCCGCAUCCGCCCAGACGCCAGACCACGAACGCAUCAGGCAGGUCCGCCGCGCCGCCGCCGCCUACCGCAGAUCCACGCCGCCGGCAGCUGCCCCAGCCAAAGCCACAGGCUGCCGCUGUCUCCGGCUAGUCCAUGCCCCUCACGAAAGCAGCCGGUCGGCGCUGUCGUCUCUAGCUGGUCCGUGCCCCUCGCAAAAGCAGCCGGCCGCCGCCGUCUCAGGUGGUCCACGCAUCCGCCAAAGCCGCCGGCCACCGCUGGUCCACGCAUCUCGCAAAGCCACGGCCCCUACUGUCUACACAUCGGUUGCCGCUGUCUCCAACCCGGCAUUGCUGUCUCCUGUGGUUGACUGCUUCGUGCCGUUGGAACAGCAAGAAAAAGUGUUUUGCAUAUGGACAGAAGUUGGGUGAAUUCUAGGCCAUUUAGCAAGGCACAUCUAGAUGGGGUCACUGAAUUCAUGAACUUCGUAUCUGAUAAAUUGGGUGACAAUCAGGAAAUAUUAUGUCCAUGUCGUAAGUGUUUGAAUCGGAUACAUAGACAUAAAGGAGAUGUGGAGGAUCACUUACUAAUUCAUGGAAUGACUAAUACAUACACUAGGUGGAUACAUCAUGGAGAAGCAUUGGAGGUCAGAUUAAAUGAGAAUUCUGAAACUAGGGAUAUUAGCUGCAGCAUUGAAACAGGGGAUGAUGGCUGCCAUUUUGAAACAGAGAUGAAUGAGCCAGAGGAUGAUCUAGAUGAUGAUAGAAUCCAUGAUAUAGUUCAAGAGCUGUACACAGCUGAAGACCGUGGACCACAAACAAAGUCCAAGUUUGCAACCCUAUUAGAAGAGAUGAAACAGGAACUGCACCCUGAUUGUCCCUAUUCCAGAUUUUCUUUUGUGGUGAAGUUGCUACACAUCAAGUCAUUUUACCGAUUCAGCAAUGUUGGGUUCAGUGCUUUUUUGAAGUUCUUAAGUUUAGCAUUUCCAAAGUGUCCUAUCCCUGCAUCUUAUGCUGAAGCAAAGAAAGUUAUUCGUGCAUUAGGACUUGGAUAUGAUUCAAUACAUGUUUGCCCAAAUAACUGUGUUUUGUUCAGAAAGGAGUUGGCUAAAAAGGAUAAUUGCCCAGUAUGCUGUGCUUCAAGAUGGAAGGAUGAAGAUACAAGAAAGAAGAUUCCAAACAAGGUUUUGAGGCAUUUUCCUGUGGUUCCAAGGUUGCAGAGGAUGUUUACAUCCAAAAAAAUUUCAGAGCAGGCACAAUGGCACAAGUUGAAGAGAAAACCAGUGGACAAUGAGCUUAAACAUCCAACUGAUGGCGAGGCAUGGAAGGAUUUUGAUAGGAAAUAUGGUUGGUUUGCAAAAGAUGCUAGGAAUGUUCGACUUGGCCUCGCUACUGAUGGGUUCAAUCCAUUUGGGAAGAUGAGCGCCAACUAUAGCAUGUGGCCAGUAUUUCUUAUCCCUUAUAAUUUUCCUCCAUGGGAAUGUAUGGAGCAAUCCAACUUCAUGAUGGGCCUACUCAUUCCUGGUCCAACAUGCCCAGGAAAGGAUAUGGAUCUGUUCUUGCAGCCACUGAUUGAAGAAUUGUUAGAUCUUUGGAAAGGUGUCCCUACCUAUGAUGCUCUGACUAGGAAAUCAUUUGAUCUUCAUGCUGCAGUUAUAUGGUGCAUUCAUGACUAUCCAGCAUUGAGCACACUUUCAGGCAGAAUCGCUAGAGGUUACUAUGCCUGUGUUCGUUGUGACAAAAACAAUGAGAUGCACUUGGCUAAGGGCUGCGAGACAAGUGUCCACCACGAGUGAACCUGAUUUGUCCGCAAACCAGAAUCAGGGCGACACCAGCAAUACUGAACAAGCCAAUCUCACUGCAAGUGUAGAAGUGCAAACUGCUAUAGAAUUGAACAAUACUGAACAAGGCAACCUCACUUUAAGUACAGAAGUGGAGUCAAUGGGAUUGAACACUACUGAACAAGGAACCUGUACUGGUACUAUACAAGUGCGGCCAAGGGGGGAGACCAUGGGCAAAGAGAUUGAUUCCAUAAGUCAUGGUUUAGGGUGUCCGAUACCAAUCAUUAUCAAGAAAGGGAAAAGAAGGCCAGAGGCUCCUAUGCAAGCUGCAAAGCUGGCCUCAGAGAGUGGGACCAUAAUGAGAAAGAAUAUAAAAAUAUAUCCAAAUUGGACAAAGUACUACAAGAACAAUGGUGAGCAGCUUGAGAACUUAAAGGGCAAACUCAAGAUAAAAUUCGACAUUAACACCGACAGCAGCCCUGUAAAAGCUGCAUGUGAAGACAUCCUAAAGGGUGGAGUACGCCAAAUGAGGUAUAGGCUAAAGAAAAAGUACUUUGAUGGCGUACCAGCUAAUCAAGUGAGGACUACAUCGCCAUUGAAGCAUAUGAGUGAUGAAGAAUGGAGACAAUUGGUAGACAUGUGGUCAAGUCCAGAGCACAAGGAUAAAUGUGCCAAAAACCAACUGAAUCGUGAGAAAGUUAAGUAUCAACAGCGUACCGGAUCUCGGUCCUACAUUGCACAAGCCUAUGUCGUGCAAGAAAAAUACAAAGACAGUGAGCCCACUGCAAUUAAUCUAUUUGAGGAAUUCCACUGCAGCAAAACCAAAGGUUUUAGUGAACCAGUGAAGAAAGCUAUAGAUGAUAUGCAUGCCCAGGAAGCCCUCACUUCACCACCAGUGGAAGAUGGACAGCAAGCUAAGACUUCUAUUGAAGCUAUUUCCAAAGUACUGCCAAAGUCAAAUACAUUUCUGCGCAAUGUUGGAAUUCAGCAGCCUGCUGCCAAGACACCAAAUGUGGUGAAAGACCUCCAAACUGAACUGGAUGCAAAGAAGCUAGAAUCUGCACGACUUCAGCAGGAGCUUGAAAGAUUGAAGGCACAGGCACAGGAAUCUGAUGCAAAAGUGGACAAACAAGCUGAGGAGAUUGCGAGCCUGAGGAAGAUGGCAGCAGAAAAUCAGAGCCUCCUUCGCCAAAUGAUAGCAUUUGGGCAGAGUCAGAUUGCUCCUCCCUAAGCUAGCUGAUCCUCAGGAAUUUGGUGGCUUAACAUGGAUUUUGAAGGCUGGUAAUUUUAGUGUAGUUGUUGAACUUGGAGGCUGUGAUCCCUUUUGUGCUGCUGCUGAAUGUGUGCCAUAGUGGAUUUUGGUGCAUGCUGGUACUUCAGCGCAUGAUAUUUUGGUUGCUGGAAUCUGCUGCUGGCUGCUUCUGUGUGGCGGCUACUUUGUGUAGCAGUUGAACUUGAAGAUGGCUGGUUGACUCUUGUUAGGUGCCUAUUAGUUCUGUGUAGUGGUUGGAAGGUGGAUGGAAGCCUGGAAUGUGGCUGGAAUGUCUUUUGGAUAUGUAAUAUGUAUUCUGGAGUUGAUAUUGUAUGACUGAAUUGAUUAUUACAUUAUGGCUGGAAAGUAUUUUGUUGCAUGGGUAACAUGCUUUAUAACUGAGCAAUUGCUUGUGGUUUAUAAUA
Messenger RNA from Sorghum bicolor (sorghum), 3638 nucleotides. RefSeq lists its product as uncharacterized. The record is from RefSeq and is a predicted model, not a curated record. Lineage: Eukaryota; Viridiplantae; Streptophyta; Magnoliopsida; Poales; Poaceae. The transcript has 10 exons. The coding region runs from base 1900 to 3192 and encodes 430 amino acids.